Messenger RNA from Morone saxatilis (striped sea-bass), 494 nucleotides. RefSeq names its product LSM6 homolog, U6 small nuclear RNA and mRNA degradation associated (gene lsm6). The record is from RefSeq and is a predicted model, not a curated record. Bases 91 to 333 code for a protein of 80 amino acids. Gene Ontology annotation, cellular component: U4/U6 x U5 tri-snRNP complex; nucleolus; sno(s)RNA-containing ribonucleoprotein complex. Gene Ontology annotation, biological process: maturation of SSU-rRNA; mRNA splicing, via spliceosome. NCBI's taxonomy places the organism in Eukaryota, Metazoa, Chordata, Actinopteri, Moronidae. The transcript has 4 exons. Gene Ontology annotation, molecular function: RNA binding.
UGUCCUCACUCAGACGCCGUACUAUGCACACCUCUGAUUGGUCAGUCCGUGUGUAAUAGUUCAGACGACGUCCAUCGGAUCAAAGUCAAGAUGAGUCUGAGAAAGCAAACCCCGAGUGACUUUUUGAAGCAGAUAAUUGGGAGACCUGUGGUCGUCAAACUGAACUCUGGUGUCGAUUACAGAGGUGUCCUGGCCUGCCUGGAUGGAUACAUGAACAUUGCCAUAGAGCAGACUGAAGAGUAUGUCAAUGGGCAGCUCAAGAACAAGUACGGGGACGCUUUCCUAAGAGGAAACAAUGUCCUGUACAUCAGCACCCAGAAGAGGAAAGUGUAGUGAAGAUGAUUCUGUUGUUUCAUUUUUAUUUUCCAGUGUUGUGUCAGUGAUAUGUCAGUGGACAACUGCCCUAUGUUUUUGGUUCUGUAAAGCCUGAAGUCCUGAAGAAUGUUUGUUUUUGUAAAAGUGGAAUAUGUUAAUAAAUCCUGAGUUUUGAUUUA